GAGUGCGUAUAUUGGGACGCGGCCACAGAGCCUCGGCGUCCUGCAGGAGAUCUGCUCGCUGCUCUCUCGGUGUAGGGAGUGCCUCCUCUGGCCAAACUCCCGGCGUGAUCCUACCGAAGAGUGGGGCAGGACAAAGAGACCAGCACUGCCAAGACAAAAAAAAACAGCUCUGAGACAAAGAACUGGUCCCGGACACACACGGUGCUGGAGUGAUGAGGAUGAGGGCUGUGUUCUUCCUCCUCUCAGCCUGCGCCUCCUUCCUGAUCCUCCUGUCCCUCAUCAGCGUCUCCUCUGCCUGCAACAAAGCACUGUGCGCCAGUGACGUCAGCAAGUGCCUCUUACAGGGCCUGUGCCAGUGUCGCCCGUCAGAGGGAAACUGUUCCUGCUGUAAAGAGUGUAUGCUGUGUCUGAGCACGCUGUGGGAGGAGUGCUGUGAUUGUGUGGGCAUGUGCAACCCCAGAAACUACAGCGACACCCCGCCCACUUCCAAAAGCACUGUAGAGGAUCUCCAUCGACCAAUCCCAUCGCUCUUCAGGGCCCUCACUGAGGGUGACACCCCCAUUAACAUGAUGGUGGUCUCCUUCCCUGUGGCUGAAGAGCUUUCUCACCACGAGAACCUUGUGUCCUUCCUGGAGACGCUGGACGAACAGCACCAGAACGUCUCGUUGCCUGGCAGCAGCAUCCACAGCAACUAUGAUAAAGAUAAUCUGUGCACGGUUGUCUACUUUGAUGACUGUUUGUCCAUACGGCAGUGUAAGCAGUACUGUGAGUCUAUGGGCGCUUCGAAGUAUCGCUGGUUCCACAACGCCUGCUGUGAGUGCAUCGGGCCGGAGUGUCUGGAUUACGGGAGCAAGUCUGUCAAAUGCAUGAACUGUCUCUUCUAAAACCACGGACAUGCAGUCACUGCAUCAUAUUGGCCAACCUACUGAUGGGCUUGUGUGUUCAGUAUUAUAUUGUUGAGUAUAUUAUAUUGUAACCCUUAAAUGCACAGGUGUUCUCCAGCAGUUCACACAGUCGUAUGCUAAAGUUUGGACAACCCCAGUCAAUUGGCAUGUCUUGAGUUAACACAUCCUUACAGAGAACACACUUUUCUGCAGAUUUUAGUCCACAGUUUCUAUUUAUUAGCUUAUGUGCGCAGGCCACAUAUGUAUUUUUUAUAUGUAAAAUUUAGCAAACAGUACAUUAAAAUGUGCAGAAAUGUGCUCUUUGUUAUGUGUUAACUUAUUUUUACUUAGAAAAUCAACAAAGCAUGUCAUUUGACCAGGGUUGACUUUACCCUCAGAGAAACUGGAGAGAAUGAUAUGUGCAAAGUUUGUCAAACAAAGUUGAUUUCUAACAAAACCGAUCGACAUGAGGCAAGACAAGUGGCAGUUAGUACAUUUGCUAUAGCUAAACUCAAUUAUAUGCUUAUAUCAGAUCAUUUUUCAGCAAUUGAUUAGUAAUUUUUUACUCAAGCACAAAAUUAUGUGACCAUCACUAGAGUAGAACUGUCAAAACUCUUUAUAGGUUUAACAUAUUGGAAAAAAAUAAAAUAAACUAUAAAACGUGCCAUAGCAUUUGCACAGGCCAAAUUAAUGUUUUUUUAUUCAUCAAAUAAACAGUAAUUGUGCAUUAAAAUGUGCAGAAGUGUGUUCUCUGUAGAAGAUAUGUAACACAUUUCCACUUUCAAUUCGACAAAGCAUAGAAUUUUAUAUGGGGCAGCCAAAAUUUUGCAUACGACUUUAUGCAUUUCAGGGUUAAAGUCUGUUUCUUUUAUGUUUUAUUGUUGACCUGUAAGAUAUUUUGUAUGUUUUCUUUCUGGGCACACUGCAUAUUUAUGGAUGCAAUCAUAUUGAUCCUUUACAGUAUAUUUCAUUGACAAGCACUAUGUAUUAAGGUAAGUUUUAAAAAGUUUUUGCAGAUUUGUUGGAAAUAAAGUUAUACAGUAAUGUCAUGUCACAAAACCUCAAUAAAUGACACUAUUCUCUUUUGCAGUCCAUUUACA
Molecule: messenger RNA, 1984 nt
Organism: Colossoma macropomum (tambaqui)
Lineage: Eukaryota; Metazoa; Chordata; Actinopteri; Characiformes; Serrasalmidae
Gene: twsg1a
Product: twisted gastrulation BMP signaling modulator 1a
Exons: 5
Coding region: 213-884 (223 amino acids)
Biological process (GO): regulation of BMP signaling pathway
Source: RefSeq, a predicted model, not a curated record